AUGGGGUCUGGGGGUUCCACUGAUGCGAAGAAAAAAUCCGCAGCCAGUGAGGAGAAAUACAAACCCGAGGACACUGCCGGCACAGAAAGCAUGGAGGUUGCUGCAAUGAGCGCCAAGCCGAGGCGAUUAAAGAAGGCAGCCACACGUGCAAGACUGGAGGAGCGGUCCACUUCGCCCCGUCCACCAGAUACACCAGCAGAAGCAGUCACCCCUACAACAGAGGUGCGCCCAUGCGACCACUGUGGGGAGAUGAGAAAAACCACCAACUUCUGCCGUGGUGAGGAGGUUGGGCCCUGA
Molecule: messenger RNA, 297 nt
Organism: Cladocopium goreaui
Lineage: Eukaryota; Dinophyceae; Suessiales; Symbiodiniaceae
Source: the annotation of a GenBank genome assembly